Pygocentrus nattereri (red-bellied piranha) is the source of this 3323-nucleotide messenger RNA. Its product is annotated as E3 ubiquitin-protein ligase TRIM39-like. Lineage: Eukaryota; Metazoa; Chordata; Actinopteri; Characiformes; Serrasalmidae. Gene Ontology annotation, molecular function: protein binding; zinc ion binding. The coding region runs from base 973 to 2646 and encodes 557 amino acids. The transcript has 7 exons. The record is from RefSeq and is a predicted model, not a curated record.
UGGUGGUAGAAGGCUGUAAUGACUCUGGUUGGUGGAGCUGAAAGCUAGAAUUAUCUGUAUUCAGAUAAACAGUAAUACAGAGUUCAGUGGAAACCUCCCAUAAAAACAGCACAGCAAAAAAAAAAAUAGAUUGAGUCAAUAAUAAUAAUCAUGAUAACAAUAAUAAUAAUAAUAAUAACAACAGCAAUAAUAGUAAUGAGAGUAGGUACUUACAGUUCAUAGUUCAUGCCUUCAUCAAUCACCUAAGAGAGAGAAACAGAACACACAGCUGAUUUCUUCAUUCUGUUUAUAUGGAACAUCUGUACAGCUGUGUUGAGUUAUACAUGACUAAUGACAGUUUGUGUUUAUGAGUGAAGGAAAGUUUGUAGAGCAGGUUUAACUGAACUCAGCUCUGUGUUUAAAUGAUUAAACACUGAUAGACGUUUCUUGUCUGUGUCUGUAAAGAAGUGAACAGCUGAAUCGAGGAGCUGCUGCUUUUAGCUCAGUAAUGUUUGAAUAGAUUCUGUUUAAUGUUGUUUUUCUCUGAAUGGGAGCUAAAAGAAAAGCUCCCAGUGUUUCUACAGAGCUGCGUACCUUUAUUCCUACACAUCAGAGCCCCCACAGGACUGAACAGAGCUGUUAGAGCUGAGCAGAUGGUGGAUGAAGCAGUCUGGAAUAAUCCAGUUCAGCAUGUGGAGCUGAGCAGAGCUGUAAAGGCUCAUUAACACAAGCAGAAAAGCCUACAAGGCCUCGGAUGAACAGGUUUAAUCUGUGUUUGAUGUCCUGAGAGAAACGUGCUCCUGCUGUCAUUCAGUUGCUGAUUAUCUGCAGCCUGGCGGAUAAAACCUGCAAGUGCUUCAAACUGGGACGAGGAGGAGGCGGGCGUGGCCUCGUGACGUCACUCAGGAGAAGCGAAAGUAAAGCAGGGCUGUUUGAUGAGCUGCGGGACCUGCAGACCUUCAGACCUUCUCAGAGGAGCAGCGCGCUGCAGUCAUGGCUUUCUCCAGCAAUCUCCUGUCUGAAGAUCAGCUCCAGUGCUCCAUCUGUCUGGAUGUGUUCACUGAUCCAGUCUCUACACCAUGUGGACACAACUUCUGCAGGGUCUGUCUCAAAGAGUGCUGGGACAGCAGUUCACGAUGCAAGUGUCCAGUUUGUAUGGAGGAAUUCUCCAAAAGGCCUGAGCUGCGUGUGAACACUUUCAUCUCUGGACUGGCUGCUCAGUUCAAGAAGUCAGUUCAGGUCAAAUCCAGCAGAGCUCCAGAGAAACAUUCCCCCAAACCUACAAAGGUUCUGUGUAACUACUGCACAGAUGAACAGCUGGAGGCUGUAAAGUCCUGUCUGGACUGUGGAGUCUCUUACUGUGAGACUCAUCUGAUGCCUCAUAAAACCAUAGCUAAACUCAAGAAGCACAAACUGGUGGAUCCUGUGGAAAACCUGGAGGACUACAUUUGCCAGAAACAUGAGAGACCCCUGGAGCUGUUCUGUAGAGAUGACCAGACGAGUGUGUGUCAGUUCUGCACUGAAGGAGACCACAAGACUCACAGCACUGUUCCUAUAAGGGAGGAGGGUAGAAGGAAAAGGACCCAGCUGCAGAGGACACAGGCAGCAGUUCAUCAGAUGAUCCAGAACCGACGGAGAAAGAUUGAGGAAAUAAAACGUUCAGUAGAACUCCAUAAAAAAAGCUCAGAGAAGGAGAAAGCAGACAGUGUGGAGGUCUUCAGAGCUCUGCUGCGCUGCAUUGAGAGAAGCCAGACGGAGCUGCUUGAGGUGAUGGAGGAGAAGCAGAAAGCAGCAGAGAGGCAGGCUGAAGAGUUCAUUAAAGAGCUGGAGCAGGAGAUCACUGAGCUAAAGAGGAGAGACACUGAGCUGGAGCAGCUCUCCCACACUGAGGACCACCUCCACCUCCUACAGGUUUACCCGUCCCUCUGCAGCCCUCCACCCACCAAGAACUGGACUGAGGUCAGGAUUAACUCUCAUCUGAGGGUGGAGACUCUGAGGAAAACUAUGUCUCAGCUUCAGCACGCACUUAAUAAGGAGAUGGAGAUGUUUCCUGAAAUCAAACUGAAGAGAAUUCAAGAAUAUGCAGUGGACGUGACUCUGGAUCCUGUUUCAGCUCAUCCUAAACUGAUCCUGUCUGAUGACGGGAAACAGGUCACAUGUGGAGACAUAAAGCAGAACCUCCCCGACACCCCAGAGAGGUUUGAUCAUUGUGUCGAUGUGCUGGGAAAGGAGGGGUUCUCCUCAGGGAGAUUUUACUAUGAGGUUCAGGUCAGCGGGAAGACUAAGUGGGAUUUAGGAGUGACCACAGAGUCCAGUACCCGGAAGGGGGAGAUUACUCUGAGUCCUAAGAAUGGAUACUGGACUCUGUUUCUGAGGAAUCAGACUGAAUACAAAGCUCUGGGCACUCCUUCUGUUCCUCUCUACCUGAAACAGGCUCUCCAGAAGGUGGGGGUGUUUGUGGAUUAUGAUGAGGGUCUGGUCUCCUUCUUUGAUGUUGAGGCCAGGUCUCAUAUCUACUCUUUCACUGGUCAGUCUUUCUUUGAAAAACUCUAUCCGUUCUUCAGCCCCUGCACAAAUUAUGAUGGUAAAAACUCAGCACCGCUGAUCAUCAUGCCUGUCAAACAUAGUAACCGAGGUUCUUUUACCCUCAUACAUCCUCUUUGUUAGGUGAAAUACUUGUACCACGGCACUCCAAAGCUUUACUAAAUGUAAUGCGGAAAGCGGUAUACCAGUGGUUCCAUAAGUGUGGCGGGCAACAUACCCAGGGGACUGUUAAAUGAUCUUGAGGGUAUGUUAUAAAAAUCCAGCAUUAAUCUUUAUUUCAUUUCAUUUAAUCAGCCUGUGGCACAACUACACAGCUACUUCUAGCAAAACUGUGCUCUUAUAGUUCAGUAUUUUACUCUUUUAUCAAACACGGUUGUUAGAGAAGAAAGUGUUGCACUCCAGUCUCUUUUGAGUGCCACACGUUCAGGAGAACGGCAUCAGUAGAGUUAAAUCAGUUCAUCAUGCACUGCUGUGCACAUGAAUGAUUAUCCUUUACUAACUGUUGUUUAGGCCUCUAUGAUUCUUCUUAGUCUUGUACUCGAGUUAGUUUAACUUUCGCAGAUGCAGUUUAGUUUGCCAUUUUAAUCCGUUAUUAGUUUGUAGCUGCUGGGAUUAGUGCUUAUCCAUUAGCAUUUGUUUACCUGUUACAUUCUGAGCAGAUGAUGUUACUGUGAUAUACAUGAUCUGUUGCUUUAGGUUAGUGAACAUUUACUCGCUGUUCAAACAGCCGCAGACUCUCUCACACACACACGCCCUCAUAUUGGGGCAGUCGUGGGCUGGAGGUUAGGGAUUUGGCCCUG